This is a messenger RNA of Lagopus muta (rock ptarmigan), 2901 nucleotides long. RefSeq names its product immunoglobulin kappa light chain-like. The transcript has 6 exons. Bases 110 to 997 code for a protein of 295 amino acids. NCBI's taxonomy places the organism in Eukaryota, Metazoa, Chordata, Aves, Galliformes, Phasianidae. The record is from RefSeq and is a predicted model, not a curated record.
AUGAGCCACGCGUCACUUCCUCCUCCCAGCUGCUGAUGCCUUCUCCACCUGGAUGGCUUUAUAACACGUCUCCCCUGCCUCAGCUCUACAUCUCACUCUUGCAGACAGCAUGCUGUUGCUUCCCUUACUCGUUGUGACUUCACUUUGGUCCCGUGGGGAUGCACAGGCUGCACCGGUGCAAAGCCCAGCAGAGCGCAGGCUGGUGGAGGGCAGCCGAGUCACCAUGAGGUGCCAGCUGAGCAGUGAAACCACUGUGCACUGGUACAGGCAGCUUCCUGGGGAGCCACCCAAGAGGAUACUGUACAUGUCUGGAUCCUCACCUACCUUCGAUGACAACAAGGACAAAUUGAAAUUUGAUGUGCAGAAAAAUCCUUCCAACAGUGCUCUGACAAUUAAGAAAGCAACCCGGAGGGAUACUGGUACUUAUCUCUGUGCAUAUUGGUAUUACCAAGGCUAUGGCGAUGAGAAAAUAUUUGGAAGUGGAACUAAGCUUAUUGUUUCAGACAAAGGAAAUUCUGGACCAGAGAAUUCUGAAAUCCUGCAGAAGGAGCACAAAAACCAACUCGUGUAUGUUUGUCUGUUUGAGAAAUUCUACCCAGAAGUUGUUCGGGUGAAAUGGAUGGAUGAAGCACAAAAGGAGGUAACACAGAACGUAGUAAAAGGAGAUGUCUGGAAGUUUCCAGGUGAGGAGAAGUACUCAGUCAGCUCCUGGUUAUCUGUACCACUGGAGGACAAAAACAAGAAAUAUUCUUGCCAUUUUGAGCAUGAAAGUGGAGAACAGUCACUGCUCACACAUGAGAUCUCUCCUCAGAAGAACUGUAGCACUGAAUCUAAAAACAGCACAGUUUUUAACAGAGAUCACUUGACGCACAAGGCAGCGCAGUUGGUGUACGUUGUUCUGCUUCUGAAGAGCUCCAUGUACUAUGUCAUCGUACUCUUCUUCUUCUUCAAGUACAGAGCAAGGAAUGCAGCUAAGCCCUCGGGAAAGAGAACGUAAAUACUGGGUUUGGAAAGGUUUAUAAGAUUGUCUUCAAUUUGCUUUGCUGUAUAAUUAUCCACAUAGGUUCUCCUGCUCUCCAUGCUAGAUACAACAACAAAAACAAUCCUAAGAGAACAGGCAUAUAGGGUUUGCUGUGCUUUACUGCUAGUGUUUUCCUAAUUUUUUCUGAGUGUUGAACUGAGGUGGAGGUGAGCAAAAAAAAUAAGUUUACAUGGGGUUUUAGAAGGAACUCUGUAAUGCAACCUCCUCCUGCUUAAAGUAUUUUUGCAUGCAUAGGAGUAGAGGUGUAAUGGAGCUUUCAAAACAUAAAACAUUGAUGCAUUUUAUCAAUGCAUUUUAGGAUCAGUUAGGAGCAUUCCACUGCUGAAAACGCAUCAAUGCUUUUUUUUAUUAUUAUUAUUAUUUUUUACUUUCAAUGAUUUAUUGCAAAAAAUAAGUCCACUAAAUCAGGACUUGAAUAUUCUGAAGCGAUAAAUGCUUUAAAAGACUCGGCAAGGCAUGAUUUUGGAAAGCAAAGAUAUUAUCUUUUAGCAAGUUUAAUGACCAUAAAAGCAAUUUUAACAUGCAUAUCUAUAGAAAUUUAAGAAAUUCACCAGGCCACAGGUAGCACUGCUGCACAAACUGAAAACUUGCGUAUGGUAUCUUCAAAGGUACAAAACGAUCGCAGUUAUCACCUUGUUUAGAGAAAUCUUUUCAAACUCAGCAAAACCUUACAGCUGGUGCUUCAAUAGAGAAAGUGUUCUCACGUCACAAGAGAACUCUCAGAUGCUGUACUUCGAACUCCUCAUCUCCAAGUUUUGCUAAUGUAGAGCUUGUACAAGUUUGGAGAGGAAUGCCUGCACCAAACCUGUGAUGAUGUAGAGCAAUAAAAGCUUCCCUUGAGAGGCGUUUGUGAGACCUCUAUUUGUUCUACAGGCUGUACCACGGUGUCUUGAAAGCUUGGUUAUUUUCCAUGUCCAUUGAAUUCCUUGGAGAAUGAAGGAUCCUUAAAACCACCCGUUUUUCUUUUAUUCUUUUCCUAUUUUUAAAUGGGGACACAGUUCUACACAGAAAAAUGAAAAUUAACCCAUUAAGUCUUAUCCAUUGAACAGCAAAGCUGGGGAGAAACAAUGGUGCUGUUACAACAGGCCUGUCUUCCACUCCUGCUCAAGAAGGGCUGCCUAGAGCAGGCAGCUCAGGACUGUGGCCAGAUGUCUUUUGAGUAUUUCCAUGGCAACCAGUAGCAAAUCUCUCAGCCUCUCUUCAUAUGAAAGAUACUCUGGCCUCUUGAUUAUCUCUCCUGGCUCUUUUCUGGGCUUUCUCCACAUGCCAUGUCUGUCUUGUACAGAUGAGCCCAGAAUUGGAGCCCUCAAAAGUACCAGAAAACCACUGCUGACACUCAAGACUCAACCAGGGACCUUUAGAUCUUCAGUCUAACUCUCUCCUAGCUGAGCUAUUUCAGCACUGCCUUAGCUUCAAUAUUUACAAAACCUGAUGGAAUGUAAUUAUCUUUCAGCUGUAUUCAGCCAAGCUUUGCAGACAUCAGCUUGAGAGUCAAAGUGAUUUCAGGGAACAAAAUAGAGACAGACUGGGCUCAAAAGAAAUGGUCCAACCAGCAGUAUGAACACAGGGUCCCUGUCAUGGGCCCUUACCUCUGUUUACAGAGUCUGUGUGUGAGCCUUUAGUAAUAGGGUGAUGGGUGAUGUCUAGAAGAGAAGCAGGGAAACAAAACUUCUGUUCUUGAAGGAGGUGUACAUCUACCUUUAGAACAGAGAAGGUAUCUGCCACAGACCAAAGGGAAAUAAAGAUACAGGGCUAGGACUCUAUAAUUUGACCUUACUGAUGAAGCAGCAGAAUGAUAACAGACAGGAACGAUGGAUGAUGAAGAGAAGGACAGUGUAAUUGUACAGUGAGAAUGGGAA